Molecule: messenger RNA, 1165 nt
Organism: Eruca vesicaria subsp. sativa (arugula)
Lineage: Eukaryota; Viridiplantae; Streptophyta; Magnoliopsida; Brassicales; Brassicaceae
Source: the annotation of a GenBank genome assembly
UCUCUCUCUCUCUCUCUCUCUCCUCCCUUUUCCCACCGCCGACCAUUCCUCCAUUUGCUUCUUCUUCUCUCUUCUCCACAAUUCUCAACAAUAAAGUCUCAAUUUUUAUACCCUUUUUGUUUGAUAUCUUCUCCACACUCAAACGUGACGCCGACUCUUUACUGAGUCUUAACCCCCUUUGACUCGCCCUGGAGAUUUUUUUUUUUCUUUCUCCAGAGGCAAAAGGACACAAACAAUGAGGCUUCUAUGUUGUCUCCACGUGCUUCUCUUCCUCUCUUACAAACUCUCAGCUCAAUCUCCUCCCACCAAUGCCUCUUCUUCUCUUGAUUCUCUUCUCCAAGAUUACUCUUUUAGAGCCUUCCUUCGUCCUCGUACCGGCAUUCUCUACGACGCCACGGCUCCUCCGAAUCUAACCGGAAUCAAACUCGCAGCGAUGAGACUAAGAAGCGGAAGCUUGAGGAGACGAGGAGUCUCUUCCCUUAAAGAGUUCUCGAUUCCGAGAGGAGUCAUCGUGAAGCCGUACGUGACAAGACUCGUCUUUGUUUACCAAAACCUAGCUAACUUCUCUCAAUUCUACUACCCUUUGUCUGGCUACGACUAUCUCGCUCCCGUGGUGGCUCUCCUCGCUUACGACGCCAAGAAUCUCUCCGCCGUUAACUUACCUGAGCUCGAUGUAACGGCGUCGAAGGAUCCUAUAAAGAUUAAUUUCUCUGAUCUGGAACGGAGGAGGGGAGGAGGAAGUGUUCAGUGUGUUAGUUUUGAUUCUAGAGGUGAAGCGAGUUUUAGUGAUUCGGUUGGGAACACAUGCGUGACGGUGAAGCAGGGACAUUUCUCUGUGGUGGUGAAGUCUGUUGCUUCUGCUCCUUCUCCAGCUCCUCCUCCAGGGAGUGAGGAGGGGAAGAAGAAGGAGAAGAAGAGCUCUGAGUCUAGUUCAAGGACUUGGAUUACUGUUGGUUCUGUGUUGGGUGGAUUGGUGCUUUUAGGGCUUUUGAUGUUACUUGUUUUGAGGUGUCGGAGUUACAAGAAAGAGGAGAAGAUGAGGGAGAUGGAGAGAGCUGGAGAGACAGGGGAAGCUCUGAGGAUGACUCAGGUGGGUGAGACAAGAGCACCAACUGCUACUACUACUCGUACACAACCUGUUCUUGAAACUGAAUACGCAGCUUAG